Molecule: messenger RNA, 4229 nt
Organism: Vicugna pacos (alpaca)
Lineage: Eukaryota; Metazoa; Chordata; Mammalia; Artiodactyla; Camelidae
Gene: TMEM236
Product: transmembrane protein 236
Source: RefSeq, a predicted model, not a curated record
AAGCUGGGAAGUCCAAGGUCAGCUCGCUGGCAGAUUCAGUUUGUGAGGGCCUGCUUCCUGGGUCAUAGCUGUCUAAUCACUGUAACCUCAAAUGGCAGAAGGAAGGAGGUUUGUUUCCUCCACGGACAGUGAGCAUUUUCAGGGCAGGAACCCCCUGUCGCCCCUUCAUUGUCGCACCCCAACACCCAGCAGAAUGCUCAGCGCCAGUGCCUCAAAGUGGUUUUCAAAGGAAGGAUAUUCAUGGGGAUAUUGCUGUCUUUUAAAUAUUUGAUACGCUUUUGGACUAGGUAUAGAUGACUCUUAAUGUGUUGAUCCUGAUAACAGGCUGCACAUCGCCAUGUUAGUUUACUGACCAGCAAAAUAAAAAUAACGUUAAUCUGCGUUGCAUAGCAAUUAAUGUGCAAGAACAAAUAAAUAUUUCAAGCACCAGGAAGAAGUCUGGUUAGGAAGUUGGCAAAAUGAAUCCAAACUCCCUUUUCAAACACUUUAAAGAAAACUGAGGGGUCCUUCUCCAAGAUAAGACUCUGGUUUUAGGUACUUCUCUUUGUCUGAAUUAGCUUAGAUAUAAAAAUAGGGGAUUGGAUCAUGUCUCUUCCUCUCCUUUAACUGUAAAAUUAUAUUAUUCCAAUGGUUCUAUUACAUUUUUUUUUGGAUUAGCAAUAAAAACUACAUUAAAAGACUCACUUUUACCAAUGCUCCCAAGCGUGUUGUGAAGUUCAGUUGACUUCGAAUAAUGGAUGUGUAAACACAUUAAGUGGUACUUCCACCGUGGCUCUGUUUCUUUAAGAGACCUUGGUUGUUAAGUUGGAAGAUCAUUGAACCAUAUGAGGGUCAAUAAAAGAAUAAAAAGUCACUGGUUAGUGAUUCGAGUACAAGGAACUUAAUCCCAGCUCUGUAUCUGUGUGUCCAUAUGCUGCUCACUGUCAGAGGGGAACCAUUUGAUCCCCAGGCACACACCCUUCCCCAGGAUGGCUUCUGGAAAACUAGUCAAGUUCGUGGUUUUUGAGCUGCUUGAGUUUGCUGCCUUUUCCAUCCCCACGCUCGUGAUGAUGGAACAGUUUGCCUCUGCUGAUCAAAACACAAGGGAUACACGGGACAGAACACAUUAUUGGCUGAUUGUUUCCUGUUCGAUUGCUUAUGUAGCCUUAAUGACUAUCUUGAUAUGGAUUCCCGUGAAAGUUCUCUUGUUCAAGAAACGUCAUCUUUACCAAAAAGUCAUAGGAUGGAGACCUGUUAUGGUGAUGUGUGUAGUACUCACCACACUUCCCAGCUUCAGCUUUUCCAUAGCAGUGACUGAGGUUCAGAAGAAUGUUAAUGGUUCUGCCGUGUUGCCUGAUAUGUUACCUGACCUGCCAGUCUCUCUGGUUCUGACUUGCUUGAUCAUGGUUGAUAUUAUUGAAAAACUCAGGACAUAUCCUCUUAGAGGGCAGCUAAAGAGUAACGAAGACAAGCAUGUGUAUAUGACCAGUCUGCAACAAAUAAAAACUGUGACGGACCAAGUGAGGCAAAAUGAAGAAAACCUGACACCCCCGCAGCCAGCCAAAAGGAUCCAGUUGUCACGACCACCAGGAGCCACGACAUGGCGCCCUGCUCCUGAUCUGGAGGGACCCCAGGAGCCCACCUUUGACUCAGGAAUCCUGAAAGCCAUGUCCCAGCAGGACAUCCGCGCACAAGUCUUCCUGUGGACCUUUCUGCUGUGGUCUGACACUGUAGAAAUGGUCCGGGUGGCCGGGCAUCCCAAUGUGUACAAGUCAGGCUGGGUCUACCCAGUCUACCUGUUCAGUUUCAUUUCUCUUCUUAGAAUGAUAUUCACUUCUCAGAACCCACUUCUGAAUUCCCUGGGCAUCCUGCUCCAGGAUCUGCCCUUUAUCUUUGUUAGACUUUGUUUAAUCAUUGCCCUGGGAACUAUCACACCUGUAUUGGGCCUUUGUAAAAACGUACUCGUGACUCUCUCUUAUGUUUACUUCAAUUACUUAACCAAAUUCAGGAUUUUCUCAUCCUUUGAAACGUCUUUUUAAAAAGAGAAUGUAAUGUAGUCAAACCUCUUUGUGUUGCACAUUGCACACGUGUAAUCUCUUUUGGGGGCAGGCAUAAGUUUUUGUCACUAUACAAAGAAAUGAAUAGAUAGUGGAGAAAGAACUGUUUUUUUUAAAAACUGUAGCCGGUCAAUUUUUACAAUGUAUAUACAUGGUGCUAACUUUAGGCAAAGUUACAGUCUUAUAAGUUAGCUUUCCUCGAUCUCUAGAAAAUGUUAGUAGUUAAUUUUAGUUAUGUAUUCUGCACUUUUUCUAAAAACGCUCUUCAAUUGAGCCUUCUAAAAAAUAAGAACAUGUUUUCCCACUAAGUUAGUCCAAGAAUGAGAUUGUUUUUAUCAUUUAUAUAAAGAGCAUUAUAAGAAUUAAUUAGUUAAAAUUAAUUUUUAAGAAGUAUACUUGUAAUUAUUGAAUAAUUUUUAGAUUCUACUUUUAAAAAUUUGAAUUGUAGUUUUAGGGUCUCCUUCAAAUAUGGAAUUAUGCUCUUUAUUCCACUGUGGCAAGUGGCUUUUAUGUAAUCAAUUGAUUUCAGCAUAGAAAGCAAUUUAGUUUAACAGACAUUUGGCUCAAUUUAAUAUCAUGAAGUCAAGGUACACCCGUAAACUCUAGAUAACAUUUUAUCAUAGGAAGCCCUAAUUUGAAGAGGGAGAUUUCACAGUAAAAGAAUAUUUUAGUUGUGGAAUAUUAUACCAUCAUGAAAAUAAUCAGGAGCAAAUCCUGUUUAAACUUAGAAGAUCAACUUACUGAUCUAACAGCCAAUGCAUUAGUGUCUUAUGUGAUACUAUACAGUGGUUAUCCUGAUGUUAAAUAAUUAGACCCAGAAUUAUGUAAUUUGCUUUCACUAUGUUAGGACAUUCUCAGGUAUUCAUAGUGAGGGCUCUUCCUUUUAUGUAAAUUUUCAGUUGCUAGAAAGAGGCUUGUGCAUGCAGGGGAAUGUUUUAUGUAGCCAAUCUUUUCCGUAAUCUGUGGUAACAAACAGGAUGGAUAACUGAACUUGCCUGCCACCCCUUUUCUCCACCAAGUCCCCCAGUCUCACUCCCCUCAUAUGCUUUAUGGUUUCUCCUCACACCACAAAAGAAGGUCUAUUCCCAGUUGUUAAUAGCUUAACUUCUAGCUUUAUGAUUUGGGGUAAAUUCUUUGACUACUGUAAAUCCUAGUUUCCACAUCUAAAAGAUGAGCAUCUUAAUAGUACUUUCAUAGAGUUACAUGGUACUUUCAUAGGGGUAAGAGGAGUAAGUGAGCUAGGGAAUGUUCUCAUUACAUUGUCUGACAAACUAUAAUAACCUGAUAAGUGCUAAGUAUUUUAAUUGUACCAAAUCCCUACAGAGAAACAGGUAGCUAAAUGCAGUAUUUUAAUUUUCCUGUUUUAUUCUUUUAUGUGUCCCUGCCGACACUCUGGGAAUAACAGUUUAAACCUUGCAGUUGUGAAAAGUAAUAUAUAAAAUCUUAAGGUUACCUCAUAUAUAAUUUUCCAUCAAGUAGUGUUAUGUUCAGAAGUGAGCCAUCUACUGAACAUAUGGAUUAAAGCUGAUCUAAGUAUUCAAUCAUCAGACACUGGAGUGGCCCUCCCAUGAGUUCUCAUAGAGCCUUAACUAUAGCACUUUUUUAAGACUUUCAUUAAGGGUUUACUUUUCUGAGUUCCCCAUUCAUCUUUAAAUUCCUUAAAGAAAGGCCCAAGAAUAUCGUAUUUAACAACGUGUCUUUAUCUUCCUGUCAUUUCAACAGAAACUUAAAAUAUUUAUAAUUCUCAAAAAAUUAUAAUAUAAAUAAUUUUUUAAAGCACACCAUGAUAAUCUUUAUUAAUAACCUAUAACCAAGUAAUUGAUUUUUAAUAUUUAUAAAUAUGAAAACACUUUACAUACAUUUGUUUUUGUCUUUAUAUUGGAACUUAAAGAGUGAACAGUACUCAGAUAAGCUAAAAAGUAUUACUUGUUUGAGUUUAGAAUGCAUUUUGUAUCUUAUAUAUUUGAAUAUGAAUAUGCCUGAUAUUUUGGGAAGUCACAACACUUUGUAUAAAUAAUGAAGGCAUGUACAAAAUUAUUAAGUAUCUAAUUUAAUUUAAUAGUUUAUUUUAAGAGUCUGCACAUGUUUAUAAAGUUCAAGCCUAUGGUACUUAAUUGGCAUUGCAGCAAAUUAUGCUAAUGGAACAUUGGAGUUCUACACUGUGGGAUUAAAAAGUAUAUUAUUAAAAUUAUA